UCAAAGCCUAUUUUGUUGGUGUUCGAAUGAGAAAUCUACUUAGAAAGGAUUUUAGUGCACUGCCUACGUACUUCUGAUUUCACUUUCACUGUUAUUUUCUGGACUUCGUCCUUAAGCUGGUUGUAGCCUAUUUAUGAAAACUGACGUCGUGUGUAAUCGGGUUUUACUUUAAAAGACACUGAGAAAGAGAGAGAGAGAGAUAGAUUCUCUUUUCUUUUUUUCGAAUACUUUUCUGUCUGACCUGAAACUUUGUGUGAAUUGCGCAGCUGUAGGCUAAAUUGGCAACUGCAGAUACAGAAACUUAAUCGCCAACAGCCCCUACAUGUAAUCCAUCCGCCCCUGGGAGAUCUUUAAAAUCGGCCUUAGUCCAAUUAGCUCGCGACCACAAGCAGAAAUAAAACCAACUGGAUUUUUUUAUUUAUUAAUUUAUUUUUUACUUAAUGGUUUCAUUUUGCUUUGUUUUGCCGUCCUGCGCAUGCCAAAUUUUAAAUGUUGUGCGAUGUUUUGAAAUAUAAAAACUCACAAGGUGUCAAGGGGACACUUGACUUUUCCCAAAGCAGAAUCGAAAAGCAGUGGUCUCUUUUUCAUUUUAACUUUGAAGCAUUCAACAUAUUUUGACACCUGUCUUGUUCAGAAAGGCUGCCUUCUUGCUCCGGUUUUCUCCUUUAAAAAAGUUUUAAAAAAGAGACUAUUUUGACAGUAGUUCCCAGGCUCAGUCUUGGCAGCUAUUGUUCCCUGGAGCCGCCACGCGCAGAUCGAUGCCAGCUGUCACUGCUCGCUUUGGAACAGCAGAUCUCGUGCCCUCGUGACUACCCGCGUGCGCGUGGGAGCGGUGCACUCGAGAGGAUAAUUCCGCUGGGUGUAAGGCCCAUUGGCGAAACCCGGAGGUACGACUGUCAACUCCGAGUGUGCUUAGUUUACGGACUUCUAAUAUAAGCUUUUGCGUAAAUUGCACGCUUAUUUCUGGUCACACCUAGACAUUUAUCCUAGCUGGUGUCGCCAGGGAGCACCUACAUUAGACUACCCAAUAUUUUUUUGAAAGUAUCUAAGGGCAACAAGCUACACUUCAUGUGUUUUUAAGUAGACCCAUGGCCAAGUGGCUGAAAGAUUAUCUGAGUUUCGGAAGCCGGCGAGCACCCCCUCAACCACCCAAACCGGACUACACCGAGAGCGAGAUACUCAAAGCGUACCGCAUUCAGAAGAGCUUGGACUUCGAAGAUCCGUAUGAGAACUCGGAGAAUCGGAACGGCUCCGUGAUGUCGGACGUGACGUUUGGCUCGCCGCUCAAGUCCGGCAUUCUGGACCUGAAGUCGCCCAAACAUCGGCUCAUCAAAGUGGAGUCUCAGGAUUUGGGACGCAAUAAAAUCCUCCUCAGCUCGGUGGUGUCCUUUGAGGAAACGGACCCCGUGGUUCCCUCCGCCCCUCCGGACGCGGGCGACCUGGACUACUCCGACCCGUUCGACGCCCGGCCGGACCCCCGCCCCGCGCCCGAGCCGGCGCCGGCGCCCCCGGGGAGCAACGGCUACAUGGAGCCGUACGAGGCGCAGAGGCUGCUGACGCAGCUGCAGCGGGGUUCAGGGUGUGGCCGGUCGAGGGGCGGAGUCCAGCUGUACGACACCCCGUACGAGGAGCGGGCGCGGGGGCGUGGCCGGGGGGUGCAGGAGGACGACGGACAGGAGAGCCGGCUGCCCCAGGACGACGAGCGGCCGGCGGACGAGUACGACCAGCCCUGGGAGUGGAAGAAGGAGCACAUCUCCAAGGCCCUGGCAGGUAGACACGCCCACCGCCACACCCACAUCUCCAAGGCCCUGGCAGGUAGACACGCCCACCGCCACACCCACAUCUACAGGGACACGCCCACCGACACGCCCACAUCUCCAAGGCCCUGGCAGAUAUGGAUUUUGCCCUCUGUUUCCUCCUCUUAUUUUCCCUCUCUGUCUCUCUCACUCUCUCUCUCUUGCUGUCCUUCUCUGUCCCUCUCUCUCCCUCCCUCUCUCUCUCCCCCUCUCCUUCUCUCCCUCAGGAGCUGCCAGGGCUUCAUGCACAUGAAGUUCUCAGUCUCACGGGAGGGGAAGUACAUCCUGGGUCAGAACAGCCCGCCCUUCGACACCAUCCCAGAGGUCAUCCACUUCUACACCACCCACAAGCUGCCAAUCAGAGGGGCCGAGCACCUCUCCCUGCUCUUCCCCGUGGUGGUACAGACCCUCUGAUUGGACCUGGACUUGGCUCACCUCCUGUGUAAUGGGGGUUUUGAUUGGAUGUCGGUUUGAUUGACGUGGAUGGAGGAGGAGGAGGAGGAUGAGCUUUUUAUUUUGUUUUUUUGUGUGGUUGUGCACACGCUUUUUUCACCACUUCCUGGACGUUUGUGUCUGCACUCCUCUCUCUCUCUUAGACACUGUACUCAGAUUGGCUUGUGGGUCUUCACUGGACACUGAAACGACUUCUUAUUGGACACACAUUUAUCUUACCUGGUCUGCCCCUUUUUUUUUUUUUUUCCUGUCCUCUGAUUGGACAGUGAUCACAACCUAUCGUUCUACUGGGCAAGGAGAAGACUCUUGAACUAACUGACACUUAACUGAAGCUGCACCAUGGCAACCAUGACUGUUACAUUUGAAAACCUCUGGAGGGGGGAAAAAAAAAUAAUUCUUUGCUAUUGGUCUGUUCCGUUUGAUUCUUUUGCUGCUUUAUCUGUCAUGACCGACCAAUCGCAUCUCUCCUAAUGAGCCAAAGUAGAUUCUUACUGGUCCCUUUCACAGGAAGCAAAAAGAGAGAAUUUUCAGUGGCCUGGGGCUUUUUGGAGCUAUGGACGUAUCUGUCGUACCACACGUUAGCACGUUAGCUCGGACGCUACGUUCCCUGUUUGGACUGCUCUGUGUACCACAGGGCUUUGUACCUGGAGAGUACCAGGUCCAAGCAAAACAAGAUUCCCGAAUUCCUGAAAUCAUCAGCUCUCACCAAAGUUGUUUUCGACCGUAAGCAUCGUUAUGGCCGAUAGCACUAUCGCUGUCAUUCAUGGUGAUGAUGACGGCUGGAGUAGAGACAGGUUGGAGUUCUUUUAACUUUUCACUCGGAAAAUAAAAAUAAAAGGGUUUACUGUGUUCUUUC
Molecule: messenger RNA, 3105 nt
Organism: Anguilla anguilla (European eel)
Lineage: Eukaryota; Metazoa; Chordata; Actinopteri; Anguilliformes; Anguillidae
Product: SH2 domain-containing adapter protein D-like
Exons: 4
Coding region: 1089-2210 (373 amino acids)
Molecular function (GO): phosphotyrosine residue binding
Source: RefSeq, a predicted model, not a curated record